AUGCAAAUCAAAGGGUGUCCAUGCAUAGUUUCUUUUUCGAAGAAUAACUUGCCCCCAGCUUUAAAGAGGUUAGUGAUUCAAAGUUGUGCGAAUUUGCGGUGUUUGGUGGAUCAAGGAGAAAAUACCAGCAUCAAUAACACAUUUCUUCUUGAGCACUUGGAAAUUAUGGAUUGUCCAUCUCUAGUAUCUUUAUCAUUGCCCAAUAGGCUUCAAGUUCUCAUAGUUUCAAAUUGCUCAAAGCUUACCUCCUUAUCAUCAAGUGGUGAGUUACCUGUGGGGAUUAAACAACUAGUGAUAAAGGACUGCCUUGUAUUGGAAUCCAUUGUGCACACAAUCCAUGAAACAUCUUCUCUUGAACUUCUUGAAAUCUGGCGUUGCAGAAACAUUAAAGCUUUACCUCAAGGAUUAAAGAAGCUCGACCAUGUUGAGAAGAUCAAUAUUUUGCAGUGUCAAAGUCUGGUUUCUUUGACAGCAAGUGGCUUGCCGGCCCGAAAACUCAAGUCGCUUUGUAUUAUGGACUGUCAAAGUUUAGGAGACCUUCCCAACAUGCAGAACCUCACUGCUCUGAAGGAACUGUCACUAUCAUAUUGCUCACCUGACUUGCCAUUUCCAAAAGAGGGUCUUCGUACAACUUUAACAUCACUGUCAGUCACAGGUCCUAAACUUUGUCACACACUGCUUCAAUGGGGACUGCAUAGACUCACCUUUCUUAAAAAACUCUCAAUUGACGGUGAAGGAUGUCCACAUGUGGUGACAUUUCCACCAGAGGGAUGCGUGCUACCUCCCACUCUAACUACCAUCACCAUAAGCGGAUUUGGAAACCUGAGAAGCUUAUCCACAACUGGGUUUCGAAAUGUGGACUCUCUUCGAGAAUUGUGGGUAUUCAAUUGCCCUGAACUUGAAUCUCUUCCAGAAAAAGAAGUGCUUGUUUCGGUUUGGAAAUUAUAUAUUUGGAGGUGUCAUUUAACACUACUAGCCCAGUUCAUAAUGAAUGAUGGAGCAGAGUGGUUGAAGAUAUCUCACAUUCCUGAUGUUAUUGUUGAUCGUCAAAGCAUCAUCCUAAAGGCAACUUGGGUUCAGUACUGA
Molecule: messenger RNA, 1086 nt
Organism: Gossypium raimondii (Peruvian cotton)
Lineage: Eukaryota; Viridiplantae; Streptophyta; Magnoliopsida; Malvales; Malvaceae
Product: putative disease resistance protein At3g14460
Exons: 1
Coding region: 1-1086 (361 amino acids)
Source: RefSeq, a predicted model, not a curated record